AUGGCGAGCGCGCGUCGGACCUCCAACUUCCCCACACGCGUCCCGGGCAGCCACGACCGACCGGGCAGCAGAGACACGGACAAAGAGGAGAUAUGGAAGCCCAUGCUCGACAACAUCUCGAGUGGAAAGCGACUGCCGGAAAAGAGUCUACUCGUCCUGGGCGGAACUCCAGAAACACAGCGAGAGUUCCUCGAAUCGGUAUCCACAGACUCUGCAAACAACAGGCGACCGCCAGACCGGGGCAGGAAGCCGCCCAUCGCCAACCAAUUCGCCCUGGGCUACACGUACCAAGAUGUACUGGACACGGAUCACGAGGAUACUCUUGCGCGCCUCUCGCUCUACCUCCUCGCUAACCCAUCGCCCUCGUUCACACCCCUGAUCAAGCCGUACCUGAACCCACGAACCCUCCCGCACAUGCUCAUCGUCAUACUCCUCGACUGGAACCACCCAUGGCUGUGGAUACGACAACUGCGCGACUGGAUCAGAGUACUGCGAUCGCUCAUUGUCUCGCUCGAUGACAACUCCAAGGUAGUGCUGGAGGAGAACAUCCAAACCCUCCAAGACAAAGGGCGCAACCUCCCAUCCGAAGGCAGCAGCAUGGAGAAUGUGAAGAUACCACUAGGCCCGGGAGAGUGGGAUGAGCCACUUGGCAUACCGCUAUGUGUAGUAUGCCAAAACGCGGACAAGAUCGAGACCCUUGAGAAGGAGCGGGGCUGGAAAGAGGAGGAAUUCGACUUCAUACUCCAGUACAUGCGCACUAUCCUUCUCAAGCACGGCUCAAGCUUGGUAUACACCAUGCCGACGGCGCCGGGAUCUUUGCGAACGCUCAUUCACUCCACGCUCGGCAUCAAGUCUCUGCUCAAGCAAGAGCAACUCAGACACAAUGUGACGGAUCGCGAUCGGGUACUGGUUCCACCCAACUGGGACUCUUGGGCGAAGAUUCGUAUAUUAAGAGAGGGCUUUGAUGUCGAGGGCAUCAGCGAGAAAUGGAGUGUUGACAUUGACAUUCCCCAGCACAUGCGGCCAACCAACGGUCAGGUGGCUGCACCCGUCGAAGGAGAAGCCCAACUGAACGGCGAAGAGGCGCAGGUUGCGCCAGCUGAAGAAGAAGAGGAAGGACCCUCAGCGACUUCAAUCUACGAGGAGACGAUCCGCAACCCGGAGUCAGACUACGCACUUUCCAGCUUAUCGAAACAAGCCAACGGGCUCGAAGUAUCAAGCAAAGAUCCACAGGCCUUCCUCGCCGAUCAAGUCAACGUUCUUGAGAAUCUGCGGCGGGAGGAUGAGAAUGAAGCUGCCAUCAAGGCUGCGCGCAAAGAGCAAGAUCCAUCAAUCUCUAGGACUUAUACCGACGACGCAUCGGGAGUUGUCGAAGAGCAUAUUGGACCUGUACAAUUUAACAUGGGUGGCAUCCAAGUCAACGCCGAUGAAAUGGUCAAGAGGCUACAGGACCGUCAAGCCAACCGAUCAGACGAGCCCGAAACACCACCUCCGAAAACGCAGGAUACCAACAUCAACGACAACGAGAAGCUGAGAUCCUUCUUCUCGAGCUUGGUCAACAAGGCGCCCUCAGGCAGUCCAAGGGGUGGUUCAUAA
Messenger RNA from Alternaria ventricosa, 1596 nucleotides. RefSeq lists its product as uncharacterized. Lineage: Eukaryota; Fungi; Ascomycota; Dothideomycetes; Pleosporales; Pleosporaceae. Gene Ontology annotation, cellular component: centrosome; cytoplasmic dynein complex. The record is from RefSeq and is a predicted model, not a curated record. The coding region runs from base 1 to 1596 and encodes 531 amino acids. Gene Ontology annotation, biological process: microtubule cytoskeleton organization; microtubule-based movement. Gene Ontology annotation, molecular function: dynein heavy chain binding. The transcript has 4 exons.